Menidia menidia (Atlantic silverside) is the source of this 3948-nucleotide messenger RNA. The record is from the annotation of a GenBank genome assembly. NCBI's taxonomy places the organism in Eukaryota, Metazoa, Chordata, Actinopteri, Atheriniformes, Atherinopsidae.
GACGCCGUAAACUGACGCAACGUGGAGUUGUUUACUAUUACUUCAGUCACUGUCGAGUUAUUCUGCCGAUGUAAACGCUUUUAACAAUUACCAGGACACGGGAAUUUUGACUGUGCCCAACGGAAGACAUGGGGAAGCCAAAGAAAAAGAGUGACCUCAGCAGAGCUGAGCUGAUGAUGAUGACCAUUGCUGAUGUUAUCAAGCAGUUGGUUGAAGCCCACGAAGAGGGAAAAGACAUAAAUCUCAACAAGGUUAAAACUAAGACCUCGGCUAAAUAUGGACUCGAAGCCCAGCCCCGUUUGGUGGACAUCAUUGCAGCCGUUCCACCGCAGUACCGUCGUGUUCUGGUUCCCAAACUUAAAGCCAAACCCAUUCGAACUGCCAGCGGGAUUGCUGUUGUAGCUGUGAUGUGCAAACCACAUCGAUGUCCUCACAUCAGCUUUACUGGAAACAUCUGUGUCUACUGUCCAGGUGGACCAGAUUCAGACUUUGAGUACUCGACACAGUCUUACACAGGCUAUGAGCCAACAUCAAUGAGAGCAAUCCGAGCUCGCUAUGACCCCUUUCUUCAGACCAGACACCGAGUUGAGCAGCUGAAGCAGCUUGGCCACAGUGUUGACAAAGUGGAGUUCAUCAUCAUGGGGGGGACUUUCAUGGCUCUGCCUGAGGAGUACAGAGAUUACUUCAUCAGGAACCUGCACGACGCCUUGUCAGGACACACGUCCAACAAUGUAGCUGAGGCCGUCAGGUACUCUGAGCGCAGUAAUACCAAAUGUGUGGGAAUCACCAUAGAGACACGGCCAGAUUACUGCCUGAAGCGUCACCUCAGUGACAUGCUGAGCUACGGCUGCACCCGGCUGGAGAUAGGAGUCCAGAGCGUUUAUGAAGACGUGGCCCGUGACACCAACAGAGGCCACACAGUUCGAGCAGUGUGUGAAUCUUUCCACCUGGCAAAGGACGCCGGCUUCAAAGUGGUCGCUCACAUGAUGCCAGACCUUCCCAAUGUUGGCAUGGAGAGGGAUGUGGAGCAGUUUAUUGAGUUUUUUGAGAAUCCAGCAUUCAGGCCUGACGGUUUGAAGCUCUACCCAACCCUGGUGAUCCGAGGCACAGGUCUGUAUGAGCUGUGGAAGACGGGGCGGUACAAGAGUUACACUCCAAGCGCUCUGGUGGACCUGGUGGCCAGGAUUUUGGCAUUGGUUCCACCCUGGACACGUGUUUACCGGGUGCAGAGGGACAUCCCCAUGCCUCUGGUGAGCUCAGGGGUAGAACACGGCAACCUGAGAGAACUGGCUCUCUCCAGGAUGAAGGACAUGGGCACGGAGUGUCGAGACGUAAGAACUCGAGAAGUGGGAAUUCAGGAAAUCCACCACAAAGUUAGACCUUACCAGGUUGAACUUGUGAGGAGGGACUAUGUUGCCAACGGCGGCUGGGAAACCUUCCUGUCUUACGAGGACCCGGAGCAGGACAUCCUGAUUGGUCUGCUGAGGCUACGCCGCUGCUCGCCACAGUCGUUUCGCCCGGAGCUGAAAGGAGGAGUGUCCAUCGUCCGAGAACUGCACGUUUAUGGCAGCGUGGUCCCCGUGAGCAGUCGAGACCCCAGCAAAUUCCAGCACCAGGGUUUCGGAAUGAUGCUAAUGGAGGAGGCUGAGAGAAUUGCCAGAGAUGAGCAUGGCUCCGGAAAACUGGCUGUCAUUUCAGGGGUAGGAACGAGGAACUACUACAGAAAGAUGGGCUAUGAGUUAGAGGGACCUUAUAUGGUGAAGAGCUUAAAUGGUCCACGAAUGGAUUGAGCCCUAUCUGUUUUUUACGGAUGGUGCUUGACCAUUGACAUGCCCACACCUCCCUAUUUCCUUUAUUUUAUUUUAUUUUUUAAUCAAAACAUAAUUGCUGCACUUCUAGCAGAAAAACCGUUCCAACAUCAGAAGAGAUAAUGUUUUGGUUUCUUUGCACAGCCCGUGUACCUGCUUUUAUCUAAAUACGCAUCAGGCAACACUGCUGCUGCUUCCUCCAUUUUAUUAAGAUAAGAAAAUGUGUGAGAGGACUACGGAAGCAAAGCUAUUUACUUUUCGAAGCCAGCCUCAUCUGGUAGCUGAGGUUUAGAGGUCACCUGAAGAGCUAAACACAUUUUACAGGUAGAUUGUAGAAGCCAGAGGGUCCAGGAUUCCACCAGUGAAUUGGCUUUGAAGUCACGAGCAGCAAAGACUGCUUCUAACAUGGAAUAAAAAGCAACCCACCAAGCAGUUUUGGAUUUCUCUCCCAUAAUAGGUGUUACAUAAUGAUUAGGUAUUCGUGAAUAAUUGUGUUUGUCUGGGAUGAGACGCCAGGUUUGAGUUAAUUGUGUUAUGCUGCCGUUAAAUAGAAAACCCCUUUUAAGUCAAGCAGUCAUUAAUGGUUGGCAGUGGAUGAAUGAACACUGGGAAGUGUCCUCACUGGGCAGCCGGUAUGAAAUUUCACAGUUUGAAAUUAUGGGGCAGUAAAUGAAUAUUGAUGUUACAUAAAUCACUUCCUCUUUUAAUUUUUUUAAAGCCCCCACCAGAUAAUCCUGUGUCUUGUUUUUCUGCCAUGCAAUUGUCGGGCUUUGUGCCUUCUGGUAAAAUCCAGACAAACGCAGAACUCUCUUCUCCCUCAAAGAAUAAAGUAUAUUUCAGUUACAGUUUUAUUCCUUACAUUGUGUGAGUCUUUCAUGUGUGCAAGACAUUUCAGUAAGUGAACCUAAAUGACAGAAUAGUCAAAAAGGUCUCAGCUUUUAAAGAAAGGUCACAGCAAGAGAGUGGCUUUUGUAAUAUAUUCCACAAUGUCAAGGGUGCCAGCCCUUUCAACAGACCCUUGAUGAUUACCUUAUGAGACUGUUUACCUGGCUCAUUUGAUCCAGCAUUUCCAAUUAUAUCUUCAUCAGCUACCUGUCUAUUGAACAUUGACUGAAUGUUGUGUUCAGCCACACUAUUACUGGAAAGGAUUUGUCAUUUGAAGAAUAGCCAGCAAUAAAGCCCAAAAGGCUCAUUUCGCCAACCUAUGUCUCAUAUAGAUUCCAAGUGCCUGGGGUGACUGAAGCUGAACGGUCACGCGUAAUUUCCUGGCUGUGGCCACUGUGCCCGGACUCUGUUGGUGUUGCAGUCCUGACGCAUUGAGCAAUAGGCCACAUUGGCGUUUCCUCUCUAUGCUUGCUCACUUCUGCUAUCAUCUGUGAAAUCUGAAAGGACUCCCCCACUUCCCCCCACCCCAACUCCCAUCCUCACACUCGUCUGUGCAAAGCUGAUUUGUGCUGUAGUGGAGACAGAGUUUGCUCUAAUCUUCACUGCAGCAUGAGCAGGAGUGUUGAGAGUUCGCUCAGUUGAAGGUUAUAGCGCUUGCCUGCAAGGAUUUCUACAGUAAAAGAGGUGAAAAGUGAGGGAGGUGUUUUGAGCGUUGCCAUCGUUAGAUUUCAUUUGUAGUACUAGAUUUAGACUCCUCGGGAAACUCGUAAUGAUUCAGCUGUCUUGUGUUAUGACAUUUAACAUAUUUACGUUGAAUUGACUUGAAUUAAAAAAGGACAUUAGUGUUGCACUAUGAAUAAUUGAUGAUAAAAAAUAAGAAUUUCCAAGGAAACCAGCCUCCUUAUCCCUUGAAAUGGAUAAGAAUAUACCUGAGAUGCAUGAAUAUCUAACCGCCAAACAAUCCCUUUAAUAUAUAAAUUAUUAGUCAUUAAACAGGUCUAGCAUCAGUGAGUUGGUAAUACAACAGAAGCAUGCUGUUGGCAUAAUUUUGAAAUCAUGCCAAUAACAUCACCAUUAGGACUGCCAUUAGGGUGUUUAAUUUAGCAACUUGUCAGAGAGCGGGGCAUCCUCCUCCUUAAGCCUCUUCAGGGGAACCAUUAUGGCCUCCUGCUGUAAUUAGCUAAUGUUAGCAUGCUGAGCUAAGAUUAUGUGAAAUACUUUAUUACCAAACAUUUAACAUAAACCUCUUGUAACU